This is a messenger RNA of Oncorhynchus tshawytscha (Chinook salmon), 1300 nucleotides long. Its product is annotated as protein yippee-like 3. The coding region runs from base 753 to 1112 and encodes 119 amino acids. The record is from RefSeq and is a predicted model, not a curated record. Lineage: Eukaryota; Metazoa; Chordata; Actinopteri; Salmoniformes; Salmonidae. The transcript is spliced from 5 exons.
AGUUGUCUUGAAAGUACCACAACUAUGGCAUUGUUCUAUUAAACUGGCCCGGGUUAAAUGUGCCUAUAGCCCGUCGUGUGAGCGCGAAGCGCCCUGCUCAAAUCGAACAAAUCUGCACGGCUUGGUUAUGUUGUUAACAAGGCAGCAUUGUUCAUGCUUCAGAAACAUGGCUCACAACCAUGCCUGGGAAUCGAAUGCAAAUAAACUUUCAGCCAGUGCAAACAAUGCCUACAUUGGCGCCCGGUCGAAUCUCCUCAUAGAAAUGAGUAACAAUUCAACCUAAAACUGUUCGACCUACAUUCCCCCAGUCAAUCUGACGAUUCCCAUUGGUCGUUGGGGAUUGUUUUGUAGCUGGUGACGUGUUUGGUUCCGCCUCCUUAACCAGCGUUGUAAACAAACACUGCAUAAUAUUGCAAGUUUGUCCGUCACCACGAAAAUAUCCUAUCUGCAAAAAACGUUGUCUGAGUAGCUAUUGUUAUUUUAACUACAACAUACACGAAACUGGUUCAUCUCCGAUGAAAAACGUGUUCCUGUUGUCAAGUGUGAGAGACCGAGAGAAAAUCUGCACCACGAUUCUUCUUGUUUGUUUGGAUCCAUCUGUCCGAUGGUUUCUUGCUGAAAAAGUGACCCAACAAGCUAUCUCCUAGACGAUUUAGCAAUUUACUGAUGCAUCUUAGUUGACCAUUUUAGUUGCUGGUCAUAUCUUCGUUCAAAUUAGGUCUUCCACUGAAACCCCGACAACUACUUUAGACAUGGUGAAGCUGACAAAGGCUAAGACGUUCCAGGCGUACCUAGACUCGUGCCACCGAAGGUACAGCUGUGUUCACUGCCGAGCACACUUGGCCAACCAUGAUGACCUCAUCUCUAAGUCUUUUCAGGGAAGCCAGGGACGUGCUUACCUCUUCAACUCUGUGGUGAACGUGGGCUGUGGUCCUGCCGAGGAGAGGCUGCUACUCACCGGGCUCCACGCUGUGGCAGACAUCUACUGUGAGAACUGCCAUACCACACUGGGCUGGAAAUACGAGCAGGCCUUUGAGUUGAGUCAGAAGUACAAGGAGGGGAAGUUCAUCAUUGAGCUGUCCCACAUGAUAAAGGACAACGGCUGGGACUGAGAGGUGAAGGGAGAUGUUUUCAUUGAUGUUUCAUCCCUCAUCCAUUGUUCUUCCUGGCCUGAAUGUGUGUCCCCUCACCCUGCGUAAGGGCCAUCGGCUCUGCCACUCCGUCACUUAAUACAGCUUUGCCAAGAGUAGCAUGUGAUGUUUAUAUAUAUAUAUAUAUAUAUAUAUCACACACACACACA